Corticium candelabrum is the source of this 706-nucleotide messenger RNA. Its product is annotated as large ribosomal subunit protein eL18-like. The transcript has 4 exons. Gene Ontology annotation, cellular component: cytosolic large ribosomal subunit; ribosome. Gene Ontology annotation, biological process: translation. The record is from RefSeq and is a predicted model, not a curated record. Bases 25 to 591 code for a protein of 188 amino acids. Gene Ontology annotation, molecular function: RNA binding; structural constituent of ribosome. Lineage: Eukaryota; Metazoa; Porifera; Homoscleromorpha; Homosclerophorida; Plakinidae.
GUGUUACAGUGCUCGACGAGCGUGAUGGGAAUAGAUAUAGACCAUCGAAAGAAAAGAAAGUCAAUAAGGCGGGAGCCCAAGUCUAAGGACUUGUAUAUCCGUUUACUUGUAAAACUCUACCGCUUUCUAGUAAGGCGAACGAACUCUUCAUUCAAUAAAGUUGUUCUCAAGCGUUUGUACAUGAGCAAAACCAAUAGACCACCUGUUUCAAUAUCUCGUCUGACGAAGCAGAUGAGCAAGCCGGGUCGAGAGGAAAAGGUUGCAGUCAUCGUAGGGACAAUUACAGACGAUGUUAGACAGCUGGAAGUUCCAAAGCUACGCGUUUGUGCGUUGCGAUUUACAGCCGGUGCACGUGCACGGAUCUUGAAGGCUGGAGGAGAAUGCAUCUCGUUUGACCAACUGGCACUGCGUGCACCGCGCGGCGAGAAAACGGUGCUGCUGCAAGGACCGAGAAAAGCACGUGAAGCUGUGAGGCACUUCGGUCGAGCACCGGGUGUUCCACACACGCAUACCAAGCCAUAUGUGAGAUCCAAGGGCAGAAAGUUUGAGAGAGCACGUGGCAAAAGGAACAGUCGCGCAUACAAAGCGUAGAUACUUGCUAAGCUUAGCGAGAGGGGAGCAGUCUGGCCACGCGAGGGUACUUUUGAUGUUUUUGGUUGUGUCAAUAGAGUGAACAUGAUCUCAAAUAAGAAACUGAUAUAUCAGA